AUGAUCGGUCUAGCCAACGACAUUAUCAACUUCAAUGUUGGCGGGAAGAAAUUCUCGACAUUUCGAAAGACUUUCCCAAAAGAUACACCAUUUUACAAGUGGUUCGUCACCGGCACGAAAGAAGUUCCAUUCGUGGUGAGGGAAAACGAAUUUUUCAUCGAUCGUGACCCAAAAACUUUCUCUGUUAUUCUCAACUAUUUCCGCUUGAAAACAGCUGGUCAACUGUGGGAAGCGUGUUUGCCGAAAGAUCCGGAUAGGCUUGCUUUACUCACACAGGAAGCUGAAUACUUCAACUUGCCACAAUUGCGAGAUCAGGCGAUCAAUUUACUGCAGAGUAGCUGCGAAGAAAAGCCGACAAAUUACAUUCAUGAGGUGUUGGCAAGGAGUUCGAGUUGUCCCCAAGGCUUUAACUCACCAAUCGCCGAU
This is a messenger RNA of Mesorhabditis belari, 426 nucleotides long. The record is from the annotation of a GenBank genome assembly. NCBI's taxonomy places the organism in Eukaryota, Metazoa, Nematoda, Chromadorea, Rhabditida, Rhabditidae.